Molecule: messenger RNA, 1431 nt
Organism: Drosophila guanche
Lineage: Eukaryota; Metazoa; Arthropoda; Insecta; Diptera; Drosophilidae
Exons: 1
Coding region: 60-1391 (443 amino acids)
Source: RefSeq, a predicted model, not a curated record
UUCACAGUCACGUAAAGGCAGCAAAGGCAGCGACACGCGAAACCACUCAUCGAUCGACAAUGCUACUAUUGACGGGCAUCUGCCUGGCCCUGGGCAUAGCGGUGGCCCUGCUCGGGCUGGCCACCAAACUGCUGGGCCUGAAGCCGCCACUUGUCUUCGGCAAGUACCCACUGAAGGGGCUGUUUUAUCGCCUCAAGUAUGGGAUUGCACUGCUGGUGGUGCGACGGCUGCGGUAUCGCCUCUACCGCCGGAACGAGGAGGUGCUGGGCUCCGAGGAGCAUCUGGCCAAGGUGGACAGGCCGCAGCAGCUGAGCAAUGACCCCAAGAGCUACGAUGUGGUCAGCUUCAUGGCCGCCAAUGCCGAGGGCCAGAAGCUGAUGGUCACCCUCGAGCGGCGACGACGGGGAGUGAUCAAGGCUGCCCUCUAUUUGUGGCUACCGUCCGAGGGGCUGCUCAGCUCCCCCCGGCUGCCGGACAUGGCGCACUUCACCACCGAUGGCAGCGAGGAGAGCAGCGAGUUCCGUGGCGAAGGAUUCCACAUCUAUCCGGAAGAGUCCAUGCGUGUUUGGCGCAUCAAGUACGACGGUUUGCUCACCAAAAACGAGCAGCAGGUGCCGGUGCAGCUAGAUCUGAGGUUCGAGAGCCCCAGCGCGACUCAUUUUGACUAUAGCCGUGACUUGAGCUCCAACCUGAUAGCCGACUCGAUAGCCAGGGAGGCGUGGAACGAGCGCUUCUACGGCAUGCUCCGUUCCGUGACCCACAUCAUGGAGAAGCGCACCCACUACGAGCAGAACGGAGAGCUCUCCGGAUCGCUGCAGCUGGAUGGAAAUAAGUUAAAGCUUCAGAUGCGAGGAUUCCGGGACCACAGCUUCGGCACUGAGCGCUGCCUGAGCUCCAUCAACCGAUAUGUUUACUUUGCCCUCUUCCUGGACGAUGGCAGCAGCAUGGUCGUGGGCAAUCUCAGCCAGCCCUCGUUUUUCCUCUCCUCGCUGAAGGUGGGCUACGUGUGCAGUCCAGCGGGCGUCUACCAGCCCAUCAAGAGCAGCAACUUUGAGCUGUACACGUACGGGGAGAAGGGCACACCUCCCCAGCAUCAGAACUUUAUUGUCUGCACUGAGGAGCGGGAGUAUCUCGUCCAGAUUCGCGUCGAGGACUCCGCCCUGCGCUAUGUGGGCGGCGACUGGGAGUCCAAGGUCUUCAAUCAGUUUGUCUCCUGCACUGUCAACGGCAUUGCCGGCCAGGGACACGCCGAGUUCCUCUAUCGCCACCAGGGCGGCCGGCCCGAGGCGGUCUCCAGUCGGGAUCCACCCUGGUACCAGCGCAUCAAGCACUUUGAGCGCUGCCUCAGCAACUUGGACCCAUCCGCCGACAAGGGGGAGUUCGUCUUCUAAAAUAACAAUAACAAUAAUAUUUAUCCGUGUGAUAUAUGUA